ACAUAUGUUCCGUGGGUGUCGAGGUACAGAAAACGGUCUUGUCGGUGAAGGCUUUAAACAGUUUACAUUUUCGUUCGAGAGAGACAACGGUCUACAGCUAGCCGCAUUGGCAGUGUUAACUUUGUAACCAUGCGGACAUAUUUAUGGCUGGCACCCCUGGUGCUGGCGGUUCUGGUGCACGAAUGUAGCCCAUUUUUGGCUAAACCUACAAGCGAAUGCAGCGAUGAUUCUAGUGAGAGCUCGUCUUCAGAAGGCGGAAGUGAGAGCGGGUCCUCAGAGGGCGGAAGUGAGAGCGGGUCCUCAGAGGGCGGAAGUGAGAGCGGGUCCUCAGAGGGCGGAAGUGAGAGCGGGUCCUCAGAAGGCGGAAGUGAGGGUGGUUCUGAGGGCGGCUCUGAGGGUGGCUCUGAGGGUGGCAGCGAAGGCUCAUCAGGGAGCGGUAGUGGAAGCGGCAAGGGUUCCGGCUCUCGCCGCUUCCGUCGAAGGAGGCCAAUUAUCCCAAGAAUUGUGAUACAGGAUGACUCAAGUUCCAGUUCCAGUUCCAGUUCGGGUUCCGGUUCAAGUUCUAGUUCGGGUUCCAGUUCGGGUUCCAGUUCGGGUUCCAGUUCGAGUUCCGGUUCAAGCAGCUCUGAUUCAUCCAGUUCUAGCAGUUCAAGUACUCCUGACACACCUAACACACCGAGCACACCGAGCACCCCAAGCACCCCGAAUACACCAGGUACACCAGGUACACCAAAUACACCAGGUACACCAAAUACGCCAGGUACUCCAAGUACACCUUCUACUCCAUCAACCCCGGACACACCGGCCACACCGGAUACACCAAGCCCGCCCAAGACACCACCAACUCCCUCAACACCUUCUACUCCUUCAACCCCAAGUCGACCUGACACUCCGCCAACACCAGACACCCCAACUAGACCUAAAACUCCACCUACACCGGACACUCCGCGCACACCUGAUACGCCACCCACUCCACCAACACCGAAACGACCCAUUACGCCGCCUACACCCCCGACACCGCCAACUCCCCCGACGCCACCCACACCGAGGGGACCAAGAUCUAAGAAGACGCCGCCAACCCCGCCCACACCCGAAACUCCCCCAACGCCCCCAACACCCCCAACUCCACCAACACCACCAACUCCGCCACGUCCGUCAAGGCCGAAGACACCACCAACCCCUGCUAGACCAAGGAGACCCAAGACUCCUCCAACUCCCCCUACUCCUCCGACCCCUCCAACUCCACCAACGCCUCCGCGUCCACCAAGACAUCAUUCAAGUGAGGGUGAAGGUGGUGAAGGUGGUGAAGGUGGUGAAGGUGGCGAAGGCGGUGAAGGUGGCAAAGGCGGUGAAGGUGGCGAAGGUGGUGAAGGCGGUGAAGGUAGUGAAGGAAGCGAAUCUAGUGAAGGGAGCGAAUCUAGUGAAGGAAGCGAAUCUAGUGAAGGAAGCGAAUCUUGUUCGAGCGAAUCUAAAUCAAAGAAAGGUGGACACGGAAGGCCCCGUUAUGCUAGACAACAUCGCCGUAAGUGGGGCAUGCAUUGAUGACGAAAAGUAUGGCGGUAAAACAUCAGCAGUGGUAGGGCUGUUCUUUUUUUGCAUUGUUGUAUAUCUCCUAAUAGACCAUCAAGAUUGCAGUGAGACGAACGGACAUACAUUUCAGUGUGAUUAUAUAAGAUCGUACAUAUAUUUUCAAACGCACCGGCAACGAUAACAUCGCUUUGUACAAAUGAAUGCAUUGCCGAAAAAAAGUAUUGUAAUUAUUGAUAAUGUAAGAUAUUUUCAGUUGAUAUUUUAAACGUGAUAUUACAAAUCAUAGAUAUACUGACAUUUCGUUAAUUCGAUCAUGUGACCUAUUGCUGCGAACAAUUGUAUUUGUAUGUAUCUUUUAAAAAAUGGCUAUACAAAAUAUAAACAAUUGCUACCAUAGUAUAAAAUACUGUCAGAUAUUUAUAAACAUGUUUACUCUUGGUGCAAUUUACUUCAUCGAAAAAGGUUGUUAACACGUUUUAAUUGAUUAGAUUUUCCGAAUCAGUUUUUGUUUUUGUUAUUUGAUGAUGACUUAGGUAUGAAUGUCGAGUUUUCUUUAGUAAUAAUUAUCCUCUUAAAUAUGAAAUAUUUAACGUUUCCUAUUUGAAUGUAAAAUUCAGUUUAGUAAGCAAACUUACUCAUUUUCUUUUUUGUGUUUUUUGUUUGGCUUGAUAUGAUUAGCAUUCCGAAUAAAGUGAUCUUCUCAUUGUUUAA
Messenger RNA from Mya arenaria, 2241 nucleotides. RefSeq lists its product as uncharacterized. Lineage: Eukaryota; Metazoa; Mollusca; Bivalvia; Myida; Myidae. The transcript has 2 exons. The coding region runs from base 130 to 1542 and encodes 470 amino acids. The record is from RefSeq and is a predicted model, not a curated record.